This is a messenger RNA of Soboliphyme baturini, 510 nucleotides long. The record is from the annotation of a GenBank genome assembly. NCBI's taxonomy places the organism in Eukaryota, Metazoa, Nematoda, Enoplea, Dioctophymatida, Soboliphymatidae.
AUGGCGGACGAAUCGCGCAGCUGCCAGCAACGCGGACGGCAGCUGCCGGGGUCCGGCAAGGGCCACUCGUUCAGCAGUCGGUCGAGUGGACGCGCCGUCGUGCAAAUCAGCGAUUUUUGCUCCCCGGCUUAUAAUUUAAUAUGUCAAACGGCAAUCAGCGAUGAAUUGUGCCAACGUUGGCGGUGGCGUUGCCAGAUCGAGAAUCGUUUUCGAGGAACGGCAGAAAUUCGUGAAAUCACGCGCCAUCAUUUACCAGGAGAAUGGUCGAACUCCGCUGGCUGGCAAGUGACGGCCGGAGGCAUAAUCACAUUGACCAGUGGCCUAGUGGCCGCUGUCCAGCUGAUUCAAUUUCGACUUGUUUGCUCAACUGCUACCCGGGACGCGCUGCCGCAGAAAAGGCCGAAAGUGCUUAUGUAUGCUGAGCACUAUUACACACCACCGCUAGGGGCCAUCACACUGACAACCGGGACGGCGAAGAGUGAAAAAACAACAAUCGAUAGAUAUAUUUAA